Acipenser ruthenus (sterlet) is the source of this 2098-nucleotide messenger RNA. Its product is annotated as T-cell-specific surface glycoprotein CD28-like. Gene Ontology annotation, cellular component: external side of plasma membrane. NCBI's taxonomy places the organism in Eukaryota, Metazoa, Chordata, Actinopteri, Acipenseriformes, Acipenseridae. The record is from RefSeq and is a predicted model, not a curated record. The transcript is spliced from 4 exons. The coding region runs from base 39 to 680 and encodes 213 amino acids. Gene Ontology annotation, biological process: T cell receptor signaling pathway; regulation of T cell proliferation.
AAACACCUAAGCAGAAACUUCCUUUGCUUGCAGUCACAAUGCGUACAGUGAUCUUCUAUUAUAUCUUUCUAAGAAUGGUCUGGUCAGAAGAAAUUAUCCAGCCCAAGUUCAUUGUAGCAACAGAACAUGCUGAGGCGGCUCUGGAAUGUCGAUAUGCUUUAGACCGAAAGCAUAAGCAUGUUACGCUGGAGGUAUUGAAAGGUCCAGAUCCGUUCUGCGCGCCUGUAUCUGUGAGGCAAAUAGAAAAUGGCACUGUUUUUAAUUCAAGUGUUGGUUUCAAACACUGCGAGGGAAUGGUCAAUGCGGAUAGAGUCAUCUUCAAAUUCUCAAACCUACAAGAAAAGGACAGUGACAUGUACUAUUGUCAGCUCAAUAUAAUGUAUCCACCUCCUUUUCGCAAUCCAAAAGGAAAUGGAACCUUGAUAAUAUUUCAAACGAAAAAUAACAGUACAGAGACCCCACGUUCACCUACUUCAGACUCCCGAUUUUGGAUUCUGAAUGCAGUAAUUACAGUUCUCACUCUAUAUGGUGUGAUCGUCUCCUUGUUACUUUACAUCACUUGUUACAAAAUACGACAAAACAAGCUCAUCCAAAAUGACUAUAUGAAUAUGAAACCGAGAGGACUCAAAAACAACAAGCAGCAGGGAGUACUCCACCCAAGCAGAAAUGGAAGAUACUGAGAAAACUUCUUUACAUAAAGGCAACUCUUCCUUCACAGCAGAAUGAAACCCAUAUUGCUGCUUAACAGAAACGAACAGCAACAUGCUACAGCUUUAUGACUACUUUGCAGAAAUGCCAGACACUGAUAUAAAUGUCAGCGGGUCUAAGGGCUGUCAUUGGUCGGUCCUGAAAAAGGGGUGGUAACAUCAAGGUAUGGGCAAGGCCUGGGUAUCAUUCUGACAUUAUGACUGAACUUUUUUAUAUUUUGGAUCAUUUACCUUCUAUCUAACAGGUUUGUGGAGAAGAUGAAAGGCCAUGUUACAAUGUAGGCAAAGGAUGAUUUGAAUAUCUUGUUGUAUUGUAAUUGUUUAAACCUAUAUAUAUAUAAAUAUUAUAUAUAUAUAUAUAUAUAUAUAUAAUGAGACAAAAAGUAAAAUGUAUGAUAAUGUUCUGUAUCUCAAACUUUAAACCCUACAUUAUAAUUAAAAGUGCAGUGCCCCAAUACGGUUAUAUAUAUAUAAAAUGUUCAUGUAUAUUGUUAUGAGUACAUUUCAGCAACAUCGCUUAAAUGUGACAUCCCUACCCCUUUAUUCAUAAAGCAACAGAGUGGGCCAGAAAGCUUCAAAUAGGGGGGAAGCUUGAUCCUGAACUACUGAAUGUAAACAGAUUGGUAAGCUAACAGCAUCUGUUUUUUAAGGCUAUAUAAUGAUUAAUGGGACACUUCAGUUUUUCAGGUUCAAGAGGUGUUUUUGGGUUUUUUUUUUUUUUUGUUAAUUUAGUAGUCGCCAAUUGUUUUUAUUAUUUUCUCCCCAAUUUGGAAUAGCCAAUUAUUUUUAGUCUCAGCUUACCGCUACCACCCUUGCACUGACUCGGGAGGACGAAGACGAACACACGCUGUCCUCCGAAGCGUGUGCCGUCAGCCGACCGCUUCUGUUACACACUGCAGGCCCACCAUGCAGCCACCUCAGAGCUACAGCGUUGGAGGACAACGCAGCUCUGGGCAGCUUACAGGCUGGUUAGACUACAGGGGUCACUGGUGAGCGGUGAGCCGAGGACACCCUGGCGCUGAGCCAAUUGUGCGCCGUCCCCUGGGAACUAUCGUCCACGAACCGGCAACAUCCAGGCUAUAGGGCACAUCCUACACUCCACACCUUUACCGGAUGCGCAACUCGGGCACACCUAAGGUUCAAGAGUUUUAACGUUUUACACACAGAAAGCAUGGGGCAAAAUAUGACAAGCAAGACAAAGGAAAAACUUUUGAAUACAACAUUUUAAAAAUAAGUAUGUGCCUUCACAUGUAAAUACAUAUUGUAUAUAUUAACCUUUAAGUAAUUAAAGUAAAUGAAGAUAAAAUAUGCUUUUUCUUUACUUUUCAUUUGGUCAUAUUAUUAGUAUUUCAUUUUCUGUAAUAUGGCCUAUAAAAAGUGAAACCCUAGUA